GUCCCCCGGCACGGCGGAGACACGGCGGAGGAGCGGCCCGGCGGUGCCGCAGGGAUGCGGGAGGCCGUGCGGGAAUCGGGCGGCGGGGGCUGCGGGGACAUGGCGGAGCGGGAGCGGCAGGAGCGGCUGCGGGAGGCGGCGGCGCUCGGCGAUGCGGAGGAGGUGCGGCGGCUCGUGGAGAUGGGGGUCGGCCUCAACUCGCAGAACGAAGUGAACGGAUGGACCUGCUUGCACUGGGCCUGCAAGCGGAACCACGCGGCAGUCGUGGCUUACCUGCUGCACGCCGGGGCUGACAAGGACAUCCUGACCAAGAAAGGGGAGAGGCCAGCCCAGUUAACAUCCAAGAGAGAGAUCAGGAAGAUGCUGGGAGUGGAAGAUGAACUCCCAGACUUAAAGCAAGAUUCAGAUCUGCCAAUCAUCCCCAAUUACCUGGCUAACCCACCCUUCCCAUAUGUUUACAACACCUCGAGUACCAGCAUUCCCGAUCCUGCCUUGAAUGGGGAUGUCUCACACUUGGAACCACAAGACACCAACUCUCCGUGUGUACCUGACCUGGACACCUACAGACCAGCACGAGCACCACAGUUAGAGCCUGGGAAUGCUGCUCCUCCCAAUGGGGACAUCCCAGCCCUGCCCCGAGGGUCUGCUGGGACAGCACACCCAAAUCCUGUCCUCCAGAGAGCUCCUGUUUACCAGGGAUUGGUGUCUUGGGGCAGAAGCCCCUCUUCACCAGCAGGAUCCAACCAGUCCCUACCCCAGUCCCUACCCCAGCAGGGGAGCAGCUCCUCUGUGGGACCUGUGCCAGCCUUUCAGCCUCUUUUCUUCACAGGAGCUUUUCCACUCAAUAUGCAAGAACUGGUGCUUAAAGUGAGAAUACAAACCCCUAACCUUAGAGAAAAUGAUUUCAUUGAAAUUGAACUGGACAGACAAGAACUGACCUACAAGGAGCUGCUCCGAGUGAGUUGCCGUGAGCUGGGUGUGAACCCUGAGCACGUCCAGAAGAUCAGAAAACUACCAAAUACAAUGUUAAGAAAGGACAAGGAUGUUGCAAGGCUACAGGAUUUCCAAGAACUGGAGCUUGUUCUAACAGUAAGCGACAAAAACUUACUUUUCAGAGUCCCAACAUUUUCUGAACAGAGUGGGUAUAACAAGAAGGCAUCAGAACUUACAUACUAAUUAAGGAGUAAACCAAAAGAUUUUUAUCUUUCCUUUUACAAUUAUGUUUGAAAAACACUAUCUAUAAGGGCUAAUUAUGUGAAAAAAAAAUCUAUUUUGUUAACUGUGAAAUAAACUGAAGUGGUUAUACACAUAUACAGCUUCUAGUUAAUCUAAGAACGGUGAGUCUGGUAUAAAAGUAGCUCAAUGCACAGGAAAGGAAGUAUUGUAGAACUAUCUGUUAAUGCAACACUUCCUUACAAAAAGAUAAUGAAACACUGCAGAGUUAGCAGCUCUCAGGGAAAGGCUUACCUUAAGCUGUUCUAAUAAUUUGUUUGCUAUAAAAUAGCAGAGGUACUCAAGCUAAAGAACCUGCCAUGAAGCCCAUUUAAUAUUUGUACUGAGUCCAUUACCAUCAGUGUUCCCUUUUUAGAUCACAUUUAUUAAGUCCCAUCUUACUUAGAAGGAAAAAACCAGAAGGGUUUACAUCUGUGGAAGCACAAAACUAUGUCAAGGUUAAAUUCUAUCAAGUGACUUAUUACCUAUGAUUUCUUAAUCCCUGUUUACACUUUUCCCUUUUUCUCAGGUUGAAAAUAAAAAUGACAGUAAUCAUCCAAAUAAUAAAUAUGCUCUCAACCAAAAUCCUUUUAGUGUUGUCUGUCAAUACAUACAUGAGCAAGUGACAUAUAAUGACAUGUGCAAUUUAAUAUACUAUUUUUGUUACUGUGCUGACAUUUCUUCAAUGCUGCUUUAAUUUCCCCUUUUAAAAGCACAAAAAGUGAUUUUAUUUUCUUUUGACCUCUACAUUACUGAGAAAAAUUGCAUCUUGAACCUAUAAAGUUACCUGUGUAAAAAGAAACUAGUGAAGUACCCAGGGUUUCCAGGACUGAUAGCCAAUCUUGAUAUUCCUAUGCAAUGUAUUUUCUUUUUAUCACUGUGACUUGUGUUUACCCAUGUAGUUUACUGAAAAGAAAAUCACAGUUACUUAAAAUUCAGAAUUUAACUACUUUCCUGUGAAAUUCUCAAAUAAAGAAAUUGAAAAGUAUUUAAGAGCUGGAUUUUAUCUGAUUUUUAAAGGAUUUUAGUAUUUAGUCACUUCAAUUUGAGGAAGAGUUCUACUCUGGUAGGCUGUGUGAAAAGCAGGUGCUGUGGGUUAGAUGAAUAAACUAAAGUGUGAGAUACAACAGGCAUACAGAAUGUACCAAACUGGACUGAAUUUUCCUGUUUCUUUGCCUUUCCCCCUCCUUCCCCCCAAUUUCUUUGGAAGCUGUAGCUGCCAAAAGAAUUUAUCUUUAGCCUUGUGUCAGAGUUCAGAGCCUGGCUGUGCAGUGUCACUGUGCCUGGAGCUGGGGACCAAGCACAGCUUCCACCUGUCCUGGGGGCUGUGCAGGUAAGGGACAGCAGCUCCUGUGUCCCUGCCUGUGUCCCUGCCUGUGUCCCUGCCAGUCCAGAGGGAAGUGUCCCCAGAGUGCCCCAGGCUCGCUGCUCUCAGCUCCUGGAAGCACUUGGAGCACAGGGACAGCACAGCAGAGGGAGCUCCCAGCCUGCAGUCAGGCUCAGCUGCCAGCACAGAUCCCUGCCAAAACCUGAAUUCUCUUUGUGCCCAGUCACCACACUGAAGCUCAGUCUGCCCAGGUGCAUACAGAAGGUUUUGUCACACUGAAAAAGCCUCUUCUGCAAAGUGCCAGAGGUCAAACACAGUCCCAGUCAGUGGCAAUAUCUGUUUUUGUACCAGACUGCUGCUGGGAUAUUAAGUUCUCUGUAAUGGAAUAAUAAAAUUUUCAUUCUUCAUGUCAGCCUGGCAGCUGUUUUCUCACAGGAUGUUCAGGCAUUGGCUGAAUCCAGGAGGAUUCAGGGUUAACCAGUAAGACCCCCCAAAGAAAAGCUCAGUUGGGGCAAGCAACCUUGCACAGAUGCUGAUCCCUAUCUAUGCAUUCCCAGGAAUAUUUUUAUACCUUGUGCAGUUUAUACCAGGAUCCCCAAUCCCAUCAGUGUAUAACCACUACAUUCUGUGUGUGAUAAAUAAUUAAUUACUUUGUGCUCUGCUACAUGAAAUGUUAAUGUCUAAUAAAUGCUUGGCUGCAUAUCCAGGUUUUUAUUUAAGAUGCAUAAUUUGUAAGAGUUAAUAAAUUAUUUUUGUCUUCUCAAA
Molecule: messenger RNA, 3304 nt
Organism: Catharus ustulatus (Swainson's thrush)
Lineage: Eukaryota; Metazoa; Chordata; Aves; Passeriformes; Turdidae
Gene: ANKRD40
Product: ankyrin repeat domain 40
Exons: 5
Coding region: 55-1176 (373 amino acids)
Molecular function (GO): protein binding
Source: RefSeq, a predicted model, not a curated record